Molecule: messenger RNA, 9725 nt
Organism: Megachile rotundata (alfalfa leafcutting bee)
Lineage: Eukaryota; Metazoa; Arthropoda; Insecta; Hymenoptera; Megachilidae
Gene: ash1
Product: histone-lysine N-methyltransferase ash1
Biological process (GO): regulation of DNA-templated transcription
Cellular component (GO): nucleoplasm; nucleus
Molecular function (GO): chromatin binding; protein binding; histone H3K4 methyltransferase activity
Source: RefSeq, a predicted model, not a curated record
GCGAGUUGAAGAUUGCGGGGCGCGGGGAGAGUGACAUUAGUUCCGUGGACGCCCUUGUAAUAAGACAUGUUGACAGCUGCGCGUUAUUUCAGACACUUGUUUGAAGUUCGGAAGAAUGACGCGGGGUAGGUGACGCUACGACGCCAUUACAGUUGGCGGUUACAAUUUAAACGCUGGUGCACGGAAAGGAGAAGCCUUCUGGUUUGUUCUAGAAGCCAGGUGAAUGUAUUUAUGCAUUUUUGUCUCGUUUUUUGUAAGUGAUCAUUAAGUGCGCGGUACAGUGCUAUUUAAUUAAUCAGUAUCAAAGUGUAAAAAAGUAUAAAAUAAAAUAAUUUAUUUCACUUUUUAUACGAACAUAAAAUGGCGUCAUUAAUGCAAAAUAGAAGCAUCAGAUACAUUCAUCGUUUCGAGAAUUUGCCUAAACUAUUGAAAGAUUAAUUAUUGUAAAUUAUUAUUGAAAGAAAAAUAUGUGUUCCUUCAAUUCCUUCCUCUCCCCUUUUAUUUUCAGCAAAUUUUGUGGCCGCGCGCAAUGCGGUUGUAGAGUCAGUGUUUGCUGCGUAGUAAUUUUUGUUGUCGAAGCAAAAUGGCUUCUAGUAGUGUUACGUAUAUUUAAUAAAGAAACGUGAAACUGGAGUCAGUGUUAAUAUAUUUUCUAAAUUAAUAUUUGGAGCAUCGCGGCUCUCUAAUUAUUUUUCUCAAAAGUAGAGUCGAUCUUUUUCGUACGGUAGUCUUUUAUAAUUCUUUUUUUUUUCUUUCACACUACGCGUUAUCGGUGUAGAAUCAUUUCAUCGCUGGCGGACUCAAAGGAUCUUGGACCACUCUUCAGGAGUAAAUAAAAUUCUUUGCAACUUUAUCUCCUGUGGAUUCUUCAGACGAGUUGGGCAGUGAGUUACCACGGCGUCAUCCUGUAGCAGUUGCAGUAGCGGCAGCAACCCCAUUCCUGGUUAAAACAGCCCUGGUGCUCUGCGAUCGUUACACCAUUAUGAGUAAAACGUAACUAUAUGCAAUUGUUGUACAAUGAAGAAAUCAUUGGUAGAAAUUACCAAAUAAACAUGGGAAUUCUACCGAUAUGUCUUGCGAUCAAAUAUUGAGCACAUUGGCAAAGAUGUGCUUUGUACAAUUGCGAAGAAACUGAAUGAAUAAACAAAAUUAUAAGGAAUGGUAUUCUAUUGGACAAUAUUGGAUGUUAGAUAAGCUGAAAAAUGUCUGGUGAUUCAGGAUGGAGCGCCGUUAUUCACCAUCCUUCGGAAUUAGAAUUGCAAAAUUGGAACUGGGAGGAAAACGAUGGGGAGCAGGAAAGAGAGCUCCCAUCGACUGUUGAUAUGGAUGCCAUAAAAGGCGGAGGUAGCUGGGAUCCAACCACCGAACUUAAUGGAACAGAUUCGGUUGAUUCAGAAGAGGAUUCCGAUUCCGACGACGAAAGUUCAGGCGGUACAGAAGGUAGUUGUUCUUAUUCGGAUUCAAAUUCGGACUCGGACGACGAAAGUAGUGGUGAAGAAGAAGAUACUGGCUCCAAUUCGGAUUGUACGUCAGAACACAGCGAACAAACAUUUUCUAUUCAAGAAACAAAUUUUGAAUCGGGAGCGCUUAAAUUAAAGAUUACUAUGAAAGGACCGAAAAAGGACGAUGUCGAAAAAUCGAAAUGCGAAAAAAAUAGGAGAAACGCGUCAAAGAAAGUUAAAGCCAAUCGCGGAACGAAGUCGUCCGAAUGCAGCAGCGAGGAAUCGGAUUCGUCGGAAAGCAGGCUACCUUUACAACACAUGCAACAACAGCAACAGAAUCAGCCAUCUCAACAACAGCAACAACAACAACAACAACAGCAACAACACCAGCCGCUUCAAGAAAUCAAUCAAGAGGAUUUGGCAGCUAUUUUACCGGACCAAGAGCACGAAGACGCUCCGUUCGAUGGAUUUGAGGAUUCAGAAAGCGGUCGGUUAGUGUCGAAAGCCAUUGAACGUAUGUCACUCGGAGCCGAUUCGGAUACGAGCGAAAAUGGCGAUCAGAACCCUGUACCUGUGUAUAGUUCCACAUUAUUGCAACAGUUCGUCGAAAAAACGGCUUUGCUAUCAGAACCGAGGAAAAGACGAAGUAAAAUCGGGAAGAAGGUGAACGAUUCGGAAUAUCCUUGCGUUUCAAACGUAUCACCGGACUCGGGAAUUCAAUCGGUAGAUAAUAGUCCUUUACAUUUGGCCAUCAGUCCUGUAAGUCCGCCGGCUCCGACGCAAUCCCCGGUGCAACCGGUUGUUACGAAGCCAGCGGUAAACGUAGAUCGUGUUUUGUACCCGCCAAAACGAAAACCUGGAAGACCGGCAAAAGCGGUCUCCGCGCAACCUCGAGGUCCUGGUAGGCCAAGAUUGAAACCGGAAGUCGUAGAGAAGAUAGAGAAAAUAGAAAAGAUCGAAAAAUCUGGGAGAACUGAGAGAAACGAAAAGAAGGAAACUUCGUCUCAACAGCAAAAAGUUGUAAAAGAAGAACCGAGUAAAAGGGGAAAGGUAAAGUCGGUGAUACAACAGAAAACUGUUGCGUCUCGAAGUGACAAGGAAGACGAAAAUGAAUUGGCUAAAAAUUUGAAGGAUAAAUCUGUUUGUCAAAAGAAACGGAGUUGCAACAUUUCCAAGCAGUGUUCUCAGGGAAAGGUAAAUAGGAAAAGAAAUAAUACAAGUUCUGCGAUGCGUGUCAAGUGCCUAAGUAGAAGCGUUGCGAAUAAGCACGGAAAAGAAGGGAUUAAAUGUAAUGGCGGAACGUGUAAAAAAAUAAGGAAAAAUAAACCUGGUACAGGAAACAAGACGACAACUCCGUUACGACGACAAAAACAAUUAGCUUGCGACAGAAUAUCCAAUGACAGGAAGGUUAUUGGUUCCAACAAGAGAAGCCUGAAAGAAAACAGAAGCAGUACGGGUCCUUUGGGUAAGAGGAAAACGUCGUUAAAAAAGAGCGUCGCACCGGUAACGCGACGUGUUUUAAAGGAAAAUAAAAGCACCAAAAAAGCAACGACUGGGUUCGAAACGAACGGCGUUGGCGUGCAAACUCUGAUAUCUUUACCAGUUGGCGAGGUGCUAAAGGCGGAAAAAGUCGAGAAUAUAACCAGCAAUAAAUGCGACAAGGCAACGCAGCCUAUACACAAUCAUUGCCAUAAACACCAUCAUCACAAACAUCGGCGGCGAUUGUUGCUGCCGCCUAAAAAUCCUAUACGCAUCCAUCCGUGUAUCAUCCAAGAACUAGAAAAAUUAAUCGAAGAAUUUUCCAGAUCUUGCAGUUUAGGUAGGAACAAUUCGAACGCCGGAUACUCUGAAUUACCACAGAUUUUUCGUGUAAAGAAAUUGACGAAGAAAAGGAAAGGCGACGUUACUACGAGUGAUGAUCAGAAAUUAAAGAGGCGUUUGAAGAAGGAGAAAACACUGUCGGGAUCGGAUUCGAAAGGCAGCACGAACUCUAGUACAAAUUCGAAUCCAAAUGAACAGAGGUUACCUUUGAAAAAGAGACAUUAUCAUGUGUCCAGUCCGCACAGUUCUCAAAGUUCGAACGGCAGCGGUACCGACGUGGCUUCGAAUGAAGCAAAUUCUACAGAAAGUCACAUAGAGGAAGCAAUCGAAGCAACGAUAACGAGAUACGGCGGUAGUUCAGCGUCUUUCUUCCAGGAAGACUCCGUACCAGUCACCCCGAAGAAAAGGCACAGAGACAGUGAAAACACAAGUCCUGACAAGUCGGGUGCAACGUCUUCAGACUUGCUGGAAGAGAAACCAUUGAACCAGGUAGAAGUUCAACCUCGUCGGAAAAAGAAGAUCGUUAAAGAUCUUCGUGUAACCGUCACUAAAUUAUCCGCUGAGAAUCAUGGUGCUUUCGAGAAGACCGAUAGUAAAACUGAGAAAUCCGAGAAAUCUUCCAGCGAUUCGAAAAGCUUGAAGAAUCAUGCGGAGAAGAAUGCAAAGGCCGUUGCAGAAAAAUCAAUAAAAACCGAUAAAAGCCAAACGGACAAGAACGAGAAGAGAGAUACCUCGCCCGAACAUGUUCGUUUGGACAAAAAUAUCAAAGUCGACGCUGCGGAAUUUCAUGUUCCGGAAAGCUUCGACGAAAGUGAAAUCACAAACGAAACUAAACCAUCGCAAAGUAAUCUCAGUUCGAACGUUCCGAAUCCAUUGAAUUCUUCUGCUGUACUGGUCUUAACCAAGAAAAAAAUGAGACGACGAAAGGCUAUUAAUCGUACCGGUUUCCCAACGUUAAAGAAAAAGAAGAAGAGAAUUCUGAAUUCUAGCGAAAUGGACGGAUCGAAAGGUGUUACCGUAAACAGUGAGGAUGGUGCAGAUAUCGCUGCCGAUGAUCAAUCCUUACUGAAAGAAGGCACUGAAGAUUCCACAAUGGAUAGUAAAACCACCUUAUUAAAUACGGAAAUAGAAGACGUAUUUACUGAGGAGCUUGGGAUUAAACACGGUACCAACAACACUGUUCGAGUACCAUCGAAAUCCAGUCUAAACUCGAGUCCAGAGAAUUCCAGUGCCUUGGACCAGGAAACGGCAGGUCGUGAACAGCCUGAACCUCGUUCGGGGCAAUUGAGAGUUCGAAAAGACCUCGUUGAAACUGAUAGUAGCGACAAUGGAUCCAACAAAUUAUGUCCUGUGAAGUUCGAAAAACUCCAAGAUUCGAGAUCGUACGAUGAAAAUGCGUCUCUGGAAGAGUCUCUCGAAAGAUACAAUGCAAGUCAAAAAGUGGUAGCUGAAUUGAACGAAGAAAAUGUGAAAAAAUUGGAGCGUGCAAGUUCCCAAGCGAAUAUAAAAACCGAGAACUCUACCGCUUUUAACGGGAACCAGAAGAAACGACGAGGUUCCUCGAGUCCAUGUAAUCUUACUCCCAGAAAUAUAAAACGACUACGCAGUGCGGGUUACGACACGGAGAACGACGUUCUAUCCAGCAGUGAUAUUCUUCAAGAAGAUCACGAAGUUGGAAAACAUUCAGGCUCAACGCACACGAGAAAGAAACAGUCCAGGUGGAAGAAGCGUUACUUUCAGGGUGGUAUUUUACAGGAUUAUGGUAAAGAUUAUGAAUCAAAAACGCGCGGAAAUAUCGAGAAUAUCAGUGCCUCUGGAAAAAAUAAAAUUGUCUGUGAAACCAACGAACCCGCGUCAGCUGCAUUAUUGUCUGCUACGUACCAGUGUGGCAAGUUACUGCGUCAAAGGAAAAUGCCUUUCCAGUUACCAUACGAUUUAUGGUGGUUGCAUACGCAAUCCAGAUUACCUGGUAGAGAGUCGGUACCAUCAUGGAAUUAUAAGAAAAUUCGUACGAAUGUAUAUUACGAUGUCAAACCAACUACGUUGUACGAAGCCCAAGCCUGUGAGUGCAAACCAGAGAGCGGUUGCGGAGAUGAUUGUAUCAAUCGUAUGAUCUUUAGCGAAUGCUCUCCCCAACUUUGUCCUUGUGGAGACAAAUGCGAGAAUCAAAAGAUUCAGAAACACGAAUGGGCUCCAGGUUUACAAAAGUUCAUGACAGAGGACAAAGGUUGGGGCGUGAGGACGCAACAAUCUAUUAAAUCUGGUGUUUUUAUUCUUGAAUAUGUCGGAGAGGUUGUCUCUGAAAGAGAAUUUAAAUCCAGAAUGGCGACGAGGUAUGCCAACGAUACACAUCAUUAUUGCUUGCAAUUGGAUGGGGGUUUGGUAAUCGAUGGACAUCGUAUGGGAGGUGAUGGAAGAUUCGUAAACCAUUCUUGCGAACCCAAUUGUGAAAUGCAAAAGUGGAGCGUUCAUGGGCUUCCGCGUAUGGCAUUGUUCGCGUCCAGAGACAUUAAACCUGGGGAAGAAUUAACGUACGACUACAAUUUUGCACUGUUCAAUCCAUCCGAGGGGCAAGAAUGCAGAUGUGGUAGUAGCGCUUGUAGAGGAGUAAUAGGCGGAAAAAGUCAGAGAGUUUCAAAAAGUAUCACCUCUCUUCCAACACAGUGUGAACCUACAGAACGAAGGUCGGUCGGAAGACCAAGAAAAAAUGUACGAAAAUCUAAUACUGUACAAUCCGUGAACUCAAAGGGCAUUUGUAAAUCUCGAAAAGUAGGCGAUACUAACUUGAUUCAUGCUCCUGUUCUAAAGCCUAUGUCUCAUCAACAGCGUUGUUUCGCGCAGCAACAUCAUUGUUUCCUCUUAAGAAAUUUAGAGAAAGUCAGGCGGGUUAAAUCGUUAGUGAAUCAGGUUCAAAUGCAGAACGGCAAAACGAAAGUCAAUAAUAUGGGUACCGUAAAGGAAAAGGGUCUUGGUGAUGCCAAGAUUCAAUCCGAUGCAUUUUUCUCUCAAUUAACUGCGCUGACUAAUACGAACACGCGUACUGUCCGAACUAGGAGAUUAGCACAAGCUCAGGAUGAUCCAGAAGUACAUAAAACUGCAAAGUUGGCCAAGGUAUUAAAAGAUCUUUAUAGCAUCGUUGCAACUGCAAACGACGAAAACGGGCAGUUGUUGUGCACGCCGUUUAUGACGUUACCUUCGAAAAGAAAGUUGCCAGAUUAUUAUGAAAAAAUAUCAGAUCCUAUAGACUUAACUACAAUUGAUCAGUGUAUUGGAACCGGUCAUUAUAAAACAGCCGAGCAUUUUGAUCAUGACAUGAUUAAACUUUUCGAUAACAAUAUAAGGUUCUUUGGAAGAACUUCCGAAAUGGGCAUCGCCGCAGCUAGAUUAAGGAAAUUAUAUUUGAGCAGUAAACCCGAUUUUGUAGACGCGAUAACAGAUGCGACAGGUUGUCCGCCUUCUCAAGGUUUCUUACCUCCUCGAGGUUCAACUGCCGGCGAAGAAGAUGUUAUCAGGUGUAUUUGUGGCUUGCACAGGGACGAAGGUUUGAUGAUUCAGUGCGAACGAUGUCUCGUUUGGCAACAUUGCGAUUGCGUUAAGGCCGAUACUAGCAUAGAAUCUUACUUAUGCGAGAGAUGUCACCCGCGACCAGUUGAUCUGGAAAUACCGUUGGAGGGCGAUGAAGAAGAAGAGGGGAAGAAACACUACGUUACUUUGAUGCGCGGUGAUUUACAACUCAGGCAAGGAGACACUGUGUACGUGUUGAGAGAUACACCCGAGAAACAUACGUACAAAACUAUUCAGAAACCGGAUUAUGAGCAAAUGGACAUCUUCAGAAUUGAGAGGCUCUGGAAGAAUACAGAAGGGGAAAGGUUCGUAUUCGGUCAUCAUUACUUAAGACCCCAUGAAACGUAUCAUGAGCCGACUCGAAAGUUUUACGAAAACGAAGUGGUGUGUGCUCCGUUGUACGAAGCAGUACCAUGUGACUUGGUUGCUGAACGCUGUUGGGUUCUUGAUCCUCAUACAUAUUGUAAAGGACGACCGGUGGGUUCUACGCCAGAGCAUACUUACGUGUGCGAGUAUCGCGUUGAUCGCGCUGCUCGACUUUUCACAAAAGUUGCCAGAGCUAGGCAUCAAGUUUGCACGAAACCUUACGCGUUUGAAACGUUUCCACAACGUAUUAAACAUUACCGUACAUAUUUACCCCAUAGUCUCGAAGGAAUACAGGUUGGAAGUAAAAUGAACAAAGAAAAGAAGAAAGCGAACAAUCAGGACGUGGAUACAAACCACAAGUCGGAAUCGGGUGACAACGCGAAAUCACACAGUAAAGAUCAACAAAAGUCCUCCACGAGUAAAGGUAGACGGCGAUCGAAUGAAAUUUUAUCUAUCACUACACCCACUACAUCGUACGCCCAGCGAGAAGAGCAAAGAAGAAGGUUGAAUAACAUUUUAAUCGGUUUACUACAAAAGAUGCCGAAUAAAAAGGAUCCUUUGGAUCUGUCAUUUUUACUAGAAAGGAAUAGGAGAAAUCGUAAAAGGCCAGGUGGAUUGAAUCCGUGACAUUGGGUUAUACAUCAGCGAUAAUACAAUAUUAUCGGUACGCAUAUGCGUAGGGCGUUCAUGCACACGUGUAACGCGUUGGUACUAUGGGCCACUAAUUUCAAUCGCAGUUACGUCUGUAAUCAAAGCGAUCACCCGAUCGAUUGUUUCAUUUCGCUACACGUAAAUUGAUGUCAUUUAAAUCGUUUCACGAGGAAAACGAUAAGCUACGCGUUUUCGUAUCCUUAUACUAUGACCCGUCCAUUCGUAUAAUUUAAUCUUAAAAAACGAAUAUCACUCUUUCUAGAGUUACGCUAUAUCAAUCGAGAUCUUUUUUAUAUAUUGUUUUUACGUAUAUAAAACUAUAGAAAAUUUAUAGGAUGGUACUUCGAUUGAGAUUUUCUGUAGUUUUUUGGCAUCAUUGUGGUAUUUUAGUCUACUUUCUCUUCUCCUGCGUCAGAAGUUAAGCAUCGAGCGGACAAAUGGGAACAGAAUCGAUCUUUUGAUUCUGAGUGGGAAAUUUAAAGUAAUUUAAUGCUAUUCAAGUCUUUUUUAAUAUUUUGAUCGUGUAGAGUUUAUUUGAGUUUGUGAAACAGAUGAACCGGAAUCGACGAUGUGGUUUCGGUACCUGAAACAACGUAUCAAUCGAAUUGCAUAUAACGAGAGCUAUUAUUAUGUCUAAUACAGUUCUAAUAUAAUUAGACUCGUCGAAUUGUAUAAAAGUAAUUUGUAAAUUUCCCUCAUAGUGCAUACAUUUAAGUGUACAAAUUAUAUACAUAAUUACUUGGGAUUGAGGAUUGUGACGCGCACGCGUCGGAGUAAUAAAAUUAAACCGCGCGCGUCGAAGAACAAUGGAAUAAGAGAAAAAAUAUCGAAUACAUGCGAGGCUUCAUUGCACAAAAGUACCAUUAUAUUUUUCAUAAUCCCAGUGUUAUUUUGAAUUAAGUGUAAUAUAUAGGUUUUUAAAUUAAUAGCUAAAACUCUACUAACAUAUUUAAUUUAUUCAUUAUCGCGAUCGAGUAUAGCGAAUUGUUGCUAUAACGACAAAUAUACGCAGGAUUUCGUAUUUAUUAUUACAUUAUACAGUUAGUAAAUACAUAUUAUUGAAAGCUAUUUAAUACGUAUAAGUCUUAUUUACAUUAUAUAUGUUUUUACGCUUUGCACGAUGUCCGAAUUUGUUUUUAUCGAAUGAACACACACUACGAUUACCCUAUUUCUGGUUUCCAAUGUUAACCACAUAAUGCAAGCAUGUUGUUUUAGCGUCAUCGUAAGAAUCUACGUAUAUUGUAUUUUUAUGGCAUGACAGACGGAAUAUCUACCUUUGUUAUUUAAUAUUAUUGAAACUAAUGAAUUUGGAAUUUAAAGAUUUUAUUGAUCUUUUAACAAAUAUUUUAAAAAUAUUUUAACGCGAAUUAUAUUUCGUACAAUAUUCUUGGAAUUAAUGUCUAUUAUUUGUUUACGGAUGAUCGUAUGAUUUGGGAUUCUCACUGACUUUCAAUACCUGCUUCGGAACAAAAGGGUACCGUUCUUUUUUUUUGUAGAAAUAAUCCUUUAAUAUACAAGGAGGUCACGACAACGGAGCGCGAAGCUUUCUCUGCAUGGAAUGGCAGAAAAGAAUAAGUUAGAAGAGCUUAUGAUUUACCAAUACCUAUGCGAGCUACAAAUGAGAAUUUCUGCGCAAUUACACGGAAUGCGUUAUAAAUGUCAUUAGAUAAACCAUAAUGUUUCACAUGUAAAUCAUUCUGGAUUAAUUUAAACUCUUGUUCGUAGAUUAAAGAAGGUCAACAUGGUCGAUUACGUUGACGAUUACAUUAAGCGUGUGCGAAGACUGAAUUACUGAUACAGGAUAUUUCUAGCAGGUAAUUGUGCUGAUCAAAUCUGGGUUGUAAAUAAUUGAAAUUCGAAAUAAAUAGAAGAUAUUUUUUA